Molecule: messenger RNA, 686 nt
Organism: Tympanuchus pallidicinctus (lesser prairie-chicken)
Lineage: Eukaryota; Metazoa; Chordata; Aves; Galliformes; Phasianidae
Gene: FANCD2OS
Product: FANCD2 opposite strand
Exons: 1
Coding region: 48-605 (185 amino acids)
Source: RefSeq, a predicted model, not a curated record
GACAGGACAGACGACGAUUAGAAUAAAGCACGAACAGGACGGGGACGAUGUGUGAAGAGACAACGGCAGACGAAGCCGCGGUGCCGGGAGGGCUGCUGGGAGGACGGGAGACGGCCUCCGCGGCCAACGGCUGUGCCCGGCGGGCAGAUGCCGGCAGGCCGCGGGGCGCCAUGGCGGACGGUUACCGGCUGUGGGCUCCCUCGCCCUUGGACGAGUCGCUGGGCUGGCUGCGGGGAACGCGGCCGCAACCUCCGCCCGCCGCCUCGGCGCACCCCUUCCGCUGGGCCGGCCUGCAAGCGGCGGCGGGCGGGCAGCGGGGCGGCGGGGCCGCGUUGCCGCGGCCGCAAGCCGUGAGGUUGCAGAGCCUCGACGCCGUCUUCGAGCGGCUGGUGACGGCGCAGCCGCCGCGCCGGAUCGGCGUCCUGCGCGUUUCGGAGCGCUCGGCUUUCUGCAGGGUGGUCGACCCGCGGAGGUGGCGGGCCCGCGGGCUGCGGGAGGCGGAAGCGAGGGUGGUCGCCGCCAUGUGCCAGCAGAUGAUGCGCGCCAUCCUGCUGCUGUACGCCGCCUACAAGAAGUGCGCCUUCGUCCUGCAGCACGCCCACUGAGCGCCGGCGGAACGCAGCUCGGCGGGGCUGCCUUCGAGCCGCGCCCGGAGCUCUCACACUUGGAAGCCCCGCUGAGGCUGA